Hyla sarda is the source of this 2729-nucleotide messenger RNA. RefSeq names its product 3-phosphoinositide dependent protein kinase 1 (gene PDPK1). The transcript is spliced from 14 exons. The record is from RefSeq and is a predicted model, not a curated record. Gene Ontology annotation, molecular function: protein serine/threonine kinase activity; ATP binding. Gene Ontology annotation, biological process: peptidyl-serine phosphorylation; intracellular signal transduction. NCBI's taxonomy places the organism in Eukaryota, Metazoa, Chordata, Amphibia, Anura, Hylidae. The coding region runs from base 115 to 1770 and encodes 551 amino acids.
CCCUCCCCUUCACCACCACGAACAUUGUUGUGGAGUGACGUCAGCUCCAGACGAUGCGGGCGGCCAUUACUGUUGGCUGCUGUGUGAUUCUUAAAUCCAUCUGAGGAGAAGGCCAUGGCCAGGACCACUAGCCAAGUGUAUGAUACUAUGCCUAUUCAGUCCAACGUGGUUAUGUGCCCCUGCCCAUCUCCUUCUCUCGUGAUCAACUCAGAUUCCGGGUCUUCUUCUGCCCUCACAAACUGCAGCACCCGAACAGGCUCCACCAGUGACACUAACACAGCAGAGUCCGUGACGCAGACAGCACAACAACCAACACAACAGCCUCGAAAGAAACGUCCCCAGGACUUCAGGCUUGGCAAAAUCCUUGGUGAAGGAUCCUUUUCAACAGUUGUUUUGGCCAAAGAGAUAUCAACAGGAAGAGAGUAUGCCAUUAAAAUUCUACAGAAGCGUCACAUUGUAAAGGAGAAUAAGGUACCAUAUGUGACCCGAGAAAGAGAUGUAAUGUCACGAUUGGACCACCCGUUCUUCGUCAAGCUAUACUUCACAUUUCAAGAUGUUGAAAAACUAUACUUUGGCCUCAGUUAUGCCAAAAACGGCGAACUACUGAAGUACAUAAGGAAGAUUGGCUCAUUCGAUGAAACCUGCACAAGGUUUUACUCCGCUGAAAUUGUGUGUGCUUUAGAAUACUUACACGAGAAGGGAAUUAUUCACAGAGACCUGAAGCCGGAAAACAUUUUGCUUAGUGAAGACAUGCAUAUUCAGAUUACAGACUUUGGGACAGCAAAGGUGUUGUCGUCUGAUAGCCGUCAAGCUCGGGCAAAUUCAUUUGUCGGAACAGCACAGUAUGUGUCUCCUGAGCUUCUCACAGAAAAAUCAGCAUGUAAAAGUUCGGACCUUUGGGCGCUGGGUUGCAUUAUCUAUCAGUUAGUAGCUGGAUUACCACCUUUCAGAGCUGGCAAUGAAUACCUCAUAUUUCAGAAGAUAAUAAAACUGGAAUAUGACUUUCCAGAAAAAUUCUUCCCCAGAGCUAAAGACCUUGUAGAAAAACUUCUGGUCCAAGACCCUACCAAACGAUUAGGCUGUGAGGAGAUGGGCGGGUAUGGCCCCCUUAAAGCUCAUUCGUUCUUUGAUGGCAUCACGUGGCAAGAUCUACACCUUCAGACUCCUCCAAAACUCACUGCAUACUUGCCUGCAAUGGCGGAAGAUGAUGAAGAGUUUUAUGGAAAUUACGAUGACCUUUUGAGCCAGUUUGGGGGAAUGCAGGUAGCCACAUCUAUAUCCUCCCAAGCUUUACCUGUACCAGAGCCUGUUCAGCCACAGAGAUCCGGUAGUAACAUUGAACAGUACAUUCACGACCUUGACAAUAACUCUUUUGAGCUCGACCUACAGUUCUCAGAGGAGGAAAAGCGGCUUCUGCUAGAGAAACAAGCUGGUGGAAACCAAUGGCAUCAGUUUGUGGAAAACAAUUUAAUACUGAAAAUGGGUCCAGUUGAUAAAAGAAAGGGGUUGUUUGCUCGCCGGCGACAACUUCUUCUUACAGAAGGUCCACACUUAUAUUAUGUGGAUCCAGUAAAUAAAGUCCUAAAAGGAGAAAUUCCAUGGUCACAAGAGCUGCGCCCAGAAGCAAAGAAUUUCAAAACUUUUUUUGUUCAUACUCCUAACCGAACAUAUUACCUGAUGGACCCUAGCGGAAACGCACACAAAUGGUGCAGAAAGAUCCAGGAAGUUUGGCGGCACAGAUACCAGAAUCACCAAAACAGCAGCAUCUAGCAUAGUCUCUUCCACGUCUUGCAAAGCUUCCCUUGUGCUGCUAGAGUCCCUGAUUCAACAGAUGAGCUUUACGUAGCAGAACAGAAGAGAAACCCUUCUCCACUCACCAAGCCACCAUCUCUCUCCCAUGGGAAAGCGUAUGUCAGAAAUAUAUACAUUGAAGAAAAACAAAAAAUGAAGAUAAAACGUGGACAUUAAUGGAAUCCAGGGUUUACCUUGCUUCUUCUCUGUGCUUCUGUUGAGUUACAACAUGCAUAUCGUUGCUGUGGUGAUUUUGCUUUUGUGCACACCGGCUCUAUAUCUUCUGCAACCUAGUGGGUAGGCCUCGCUAUGCCAGCUUAACGUACAGUCGGUAGAAAACACAGAUCAUUGUACUUGUGCACAUUUUUUUUUUUUUUCGUAUACAGUAGUCUGUGGGACCUUCAUCUUGCCAGUUUCCUUUUCUCUGUUUGGCAAUGAGCUAGUCUGAUCAGGGAGCUUUACAACCUGUACAGUAAGGAUCAGGGUGAACCUCUAGGCAUCGGCGCAAGGAUCGUCUUACUUCCGUUCAUAGUGCAUUCGAUAAGGUCAAACACAUGCUUCCAAACGUUCUCGUCUUAGGUGGUACUUUAUACUUACCUGAACUGUGCACCUAUCACACAGACUUAGAAAAAAAGGUGAAGCAGGCUGCAGGGUAAAAAAACAAACAAACAAACAAAAGUAUGUUGACCGUAGCACUGAUUAUAUCAUCGUACAUUUUUAUUUAUGCAUAUAAAUAUAUAUAUAGAUAGAUAUAAAAUUGUAAAGAUGAAAAAUCCUAUAUCCCAGAUUUUAUUCUCACCGUACACUUUUUCUCUUCAGUGCGUCCUGAUAUAGCUGUAGAGCUCCAGCCCUCAAUGCAAUGGAGCUCUCUCUCUCUUUUAUCACCCUGUUAAGAUACAUUACAAGCACUUUGUGGAUUUUAAAAGGCCGACCGUGUU